Indicator indicator is the source of this 819-nucleotide messenger RNA. RefSeq names its product CYFIP-related Rac1 interactor A-like. Lineage: Eukaryota; Metazoa; Chordata; Aves; Piciformes; Indicatoridae. The transcript is spliced from 9 exons. Gene Ontology annotation, biological process: regulation of actin filament polymerization. The coding region runs from base 1 to 819 and encodes 272 amino acids. Gene Ontology annotation, molecular function: small GTPase binding. The record is from RefSeq and is a predicted model, not a curated record.
AUGGGCAACCUGAUAAAGGUAUUGGGCAAAGAUUUAGAAAACUGUCCUCAUUUUUUCCUGGAUUUUGAAAAUGCGCAGCCGACAGAGGCCGAGACCGCGGUGUGGAACCAGGUGAACGCUGUGCUGGAGGAGGCGCAGGCGGUGCUGGCCGAGCUGCAGUCGUACACGGGCGCCGGGCAGGAGAUCCGAGAGGCCAUCCAGAACCCCGGGGAUCUGCGGCUGCAGGAGAGGGCUUGGAGCGCCGUCUGCCCCCUGGUCGCCAAGCUGAAGCGUUUCUAUGAGUUCUCCCUGCGGCUGGAGAAUGCCCUGAGGAGCUUGCUGGAGGCCCUCACUAGCCCCCCAUAUGCCCCGACCCAGCACCUCGAGCGGGAGCAAGCCUUGGCCAAGCAGUUUGCUGAGAUUCUCCACUUCACCCUCAGCUUCGAUGAGCUCAAGAUGACCAACCCUGCCAUCCAGAACGACUUCAGCUACUACAGGAGGACCAUCAGCAGGAACCGCAUCAACAACCUGCAGCUGGAUGCAGAGAGUGAGGUGAACAAUGAGAUGGCCAACAGGAUGUCCCUCUUCUAUGCCGAGGCCACCCCCAUGCUCAAAACGCUCAGCAACGCCACCACCAAGUUUGUCUCAGAGAACAAGACCCUCCCGAUCGAGGACACCACUGACUGCCUGAGCACCAUGGCCUGCGUCUGCAGGGUGAUGCUGGAGACCCCGGAGUACCGGAGCCGCUUCACCAACACCGAGACUCUUCUCUUCUGCAUGCGGGUGAUGGUCGGCGUCAUCAUCCUCUACGACCACCUAGAGGUGGGGGGACGCCUGUAG